This is a messenger RNA of Elephantulus edwardii (Cape elephant shrew), 1287 nucleotides long. It is a transcript of the gene KCTD20, whose product is annotated as potassium channel tetramerization domain containing 20. Gene Ontology annotation, biological process: positive regulation of phosphorylation. The record is from RefSeq and is a predicted model, not a curated record. Gene Ontology annotation, molecular function: protein binding. The transcript has 7 exons. Lineage: Eukaryota; Metazoa; Chordata; Mammalia; Macroscelidea; Macroscelididae. The coding region runs from base 1 to 1260 and encodes 419 amino acids. Gene Ontology annotation, cellular component: cytoplasm.
AUGAAUGUUCACCGUGCCGGUGACAGUGACAGGUUAUUGCGGCAAGAUGCCAGCCGCCUAGUGGAUGAUACUUCAACUGCAACUCCAGAAAAAGAAGCAAGUAGCCUGGUGUCAUCUGGUCUUCAGAACCUUCCUUAUCCCUUAGGCCCCAGGAGUGAUGACUUUUCACUUGACUAUGCCUCUCAGCCAACCAAUCUUCAGUUCUCACACGGAAUGCCACUUCCUGAAGACAUUAAAGGCUCCUGCUUCCAAACUGGAAAUAAACGGACCCAUGAACCCUUUAUUGCACCAGAACGAUUUGGAAACAUCAGUGCAGGCUUUGGCAAUAACUCCCAUUCCCAAGCGCCAGAGAAAGUUACGCUUCUCGUAGAUGGCACACGUUUUGUUGUGAAUCCACAGAUUUUCACUGCUCAUCCAGAUACCAUGUUGGGAAGGAUGUUUGGACCAGGAAGAGAGUACAAUUUCACGAGGCCCAAUGAGAAAGGAGAAUAUGAGAUUGCCGAAGGAAUCAGUGCAACUGUAUUUCGAACAGUCCUGGAUUACUACAAAACUGGAAUCAUCAAUUGUCCUGAUGGCAUCUCUAUUCCAGACCUCAGAGAUACAUGUGAUUAUCUUUGCAUUAACUUUGACUUCAACACCAUCCGGUGUCAGGAUCUGAGUGCUCUCCUGCAUGAACUCUCUAAUGACGGUGCUCACAAGCAGUUCGAUCACUACCUCGAAGAACUAAUCCUGCCCAUCAUGGUGGGCUGUGCCAAGAAAGGGGAGCGAGAGUGCCACAUUGUUGUGCUGACAGAUGAGGAUUCUGUGGACUGGGAUGAAGACCACCCCCCACCCAUGGGGGAGGAAUAUUCCCAAAUUCUUUAUAGCUCUAAGCUCUACAGAUUUUUUAAAUACAUUGAGAAUCGAGAUGUUGCAAAAACAGUGUUGAAAGAACGGGGCCUAAAGAACAUUCGCAUCGGAAUUGAAGGUUAUCCUACAUGUAAAGAAAAGAUUAAGAGAAGACCUGGUGGCCGGUCUGAAGUAAUCUACAAUUAUGUACAGCGCCCUUUUAUCCAGAUGUCAUGGGAAAAGGAAGAAGGGAAGAGUCGUCAUGUGGAUUUCCAGUGUGUUCGAAGCAAAUCCCUCACUAAUUUGGUAGCUGCUGGAGAAGAUGUCUUGGAAGACCAGGAGAUACUAAUGCACCAUCCGCCCCAAGUGGAUGAACUUGAUCGGCUAAAUGCCCCACUCUCUCAGAUGGCUUCUAAUGACUUUCAGGAUUAGGGCCUGCGCUGGGUCUCCUCUUUCUGG